Messenger RNA from Amyelois transitella, 1239 nucleotides. RefSeq lists its product as uncharacterized. The transcript has 6 exons. The coding region runs from base 73 to 1227 and encodes 384 amino acids. The record is from RefSeq and is a predicted model, not a curated record. NCBI's taxonomy places the organism in Eukaryota, Metazoa, Arthropoda, Insecta, Lepidoptera, Pyralidae.
UCAAGGAAAACAUCUUUUUCAAUGUAAAAAAUUAAACAGUUUUUCAUACCGUUAUUUUAUUCGAACUAAAUCAUGGAGAAACCAGAGCAGCCGAAGAAGUGUUUCUGUGCUAGAUGCUUUUUGCCAAUUUGUCCAGAGGAUAAGGUGAACAUAGAUGGCCAAAGUUUUCAUAGACUUUGCAGUACAUGCUGCAUAUGCCGAACAAUCCCAACAUCUCUGAAGAUGUUCUAUGGCCAUGUAUUUUGCACGGAGUGCUUCAACACUCAUGUCCUGACGAGGUUCAGGGGGGAGAAUCCUCGCAUCCACUCCAACAGCUGGUGGAUGCAAUGGGCGCCUGGUGCCAAGCCUCAGCCUCAAGCGAAGGAAGCUGGGAGCGAGAAGAAAGAAGAAAUGAAAGGUCCGCAGAAAGCCGAGGAGGUGCCGGAGGAAGCGCCCAAGAGGUGCACCUGUGCCCGAUGCCUCCAAGCGGUGGAAGAGAGUAGCAGGGUCCUGAUCGACAACCAGAGUUUCCAUCCACAGUGUGCUAAAUGCUACUUCUGCCACAAGGUGCCCGCAACGAAAGUGAAGAUCUACUACGGCCAGGUAUUCUGCGAAGACUGUUUCAACCGCUACGUGCUGAGCCACAACAAGGACAAUCCCACUGAAUUCUUUAGGACAUGUUUCGAACAAUGGCAAAACAACGCGCAUUUCGCUGAUAACAUGAGGGAGUUCAUGAGCGGCGGCAACAAGGACAGCACCCCGUUCGUGUUCAUGAUGCAGCCGCAGCAGUUCUGCCGGUGUGGCGCGACGCCGCCCGCUCACGAUAACGUGUCAGCUGAACAUAAGAAAUCUGCCACACCAGCCACUGUGUCCAUAGAAGAAGGCUCCAACGUUUGUCGGGAUCUUUCCUUCGAGAACAGAACAGAAGUGUCUGAUAUUCCCGAGUCGUGCGCAGCGAUGGAGGACUCUCACGACAGCUUGGGUGUGGCCGCAGCGGAAAAAAUCGAAAAGCUGACGAAAUAUUUACACGAGAGACGCGUUACAAACAAAAGCACGAAAAAAUGGAAAAAUUUUGAAUACGAUCAAAUUUCUGCGACUUCCGAUCAGUCGUUUUAUGCGUGGAUUGAUUUUCAGAAUCCCAAAACGGCCGGUGUUCGGUCGGAUUGUCCAAAGUGUUUGUGGCAGUGUGGUCCAAUUUACGUAAACGGUGAUAUUUUUCAAAAAGAAGUUUGUUGUGAAGAAAAUUGAGAUUUGAAUAAA